Messenger RNA from Mercurialis annua (annual mercury), 992 nucleotides. Its product is annotated as pentatricopeptide repeat-containing protein At4g38150-like. The transcript has a single exon. The record is from RefSeq and is a predicted model, not a curated record. Gene Ontology annotation, molecular function: protein binding. The coding region runs from base 20 to 871 and encodes 283 amino acids. NCBI's taxonomy places the organism in Eukaryota, Viridiplantae, Streptophyta, Magnoliopsida, Malpighiales, Euphorbiaceae.
GCUGUCUCCAGUUUACAGUAUGCACAUGAAAUUCGCCAUGGCACAAGCAAACAAAUUAAGACUCUGCUUCACCCACUCACUUCUCUUCAAAUUCUCUUCUUCAAAACUCCCAUUAACGUUUCUACAGCAACACUUCCUUAGAUCAUUCUGCACCCACAACAAACCCACCAUCAACACCAAGGUAAACUUUUCACCCUCCCAUUCCGAUUCCGAUUCCGACACCGAAAACGAUUUCAUAAAGAAAGAAAUCGACAAAUCCCAACUCCCUCCUCCCUACAAUCCUUUCGACAAGAAACCCAUUCCCGAAAACUCCGACGAUCCCAACAAUCUUCAGUUAAUCUUCCACAAAAUGCGGUCCGAGGGUCUCCAAAACAAUGCAGUCAAGAUGUUCGACGCAUUGUCCAAAGACGGACUCACCCACGAGGCCUUACAACUCUUCUCCCACAUUAAAAACAAAGGCCAUAUGCCUGACGUGGUGGCUUACACAGCUGUGAUCGAAGCAUACGCGAAUGCCGGUGGUCAGUCUAAGGAGGCUCUCAAGGCGUUUAUGAAAAUGCUGGCUGUUGGGGUUGCUCCUAAUGCUUAUACUUACACUGUGCUUAUUAAAGGGCUUGCUGGUGAUGGGAAGUUGAGUGAUUCUAGUAAGUAUUUGUUGAAAAUGAUGGGUAAGGGUAUGCGUCCGAAUGCGGGUACUUAUGGUGCGGUGUUUGAAGCGUAUGCGAAGGCGGAGAAGGUCGAGGAGGCGAAAUUUCUGUUGCAGCAGAUGAGGGGAAAAGGGUUUGUGGCCGAUGAGAAGGCGGUGCGAGAGGUUCUGAGUAACAAAAGAGGUCAGGUGUUUAGAACUGUCAUCAACAUUCUGUUUGAUAAGUAGUUGUUGCUGCGUCCGAUGACAAGUGGUGCUGUUUACGGGGUUGAAUAUUUUUGCGGCUAUCAAACUAUAACCUUAAUUUUAAAAAGUUACAAAACGGUUAUAAACGGUUAUCAAAUCAUAA